This is a messenger RNA of Acanthocheilonema viteae, 1236 nucleotides long. NCBI's taxonomy places the organism in Eukaryota, Metazoa, Nematoda, Chromadorea, Rhabditida, Onchocercidae. The record is from the annotation of a GenBank genome assembly.
AUGACGUUACCUGUGAUUUUUAUCACUAAAUUAAAAGUUGACGUUAUUGCAACUACUAUUUUGGACGACUAUGCGAUUUGCAAAGCCGGUGGUUUCGGUCGUGCUUUAUUGUUAUGUGAUGUUGAUGAUACGUUGGCUUUUCAUACCCAGCAAAAGCUGAUCUCGUUGCUAAAUGAUCUUCAGCGAAAGGUUAAGUGUAAUUGUGACAGUGGAUGCCAACGUUCGGAUGGCAAUGACAGGUAUAUCGGUGUUCUUCUCAUAACAAAUUCCACAAAAAUUGCUGACAGUGAUGAGCCAUUGAAUGAAACCGCCCAAAAGAUUUACUAUGAUGCGCAGCUGGGCAAUGUCCACUGCGACAAUGGACUUCUCAUUACUUACAUAAAGGAUAAAAAACAGUUAGCAACAUAUCACGGUGGCGAUUCUUAUAUUUUUUUGGAUACGGAUGAUCUAACAAAAUUGCACAAUCUAGCUAUCAAAAAUAAGCCAUCGGACGGUAUUAUCGCACUGCAAUACCUGUUAUCUAAUUAUAACGAUGCACGGAAAGCGGAAAUACAACGAGCUGAAACUUGGACGCCAAUUGUUGGACUCUUCUUGGCUCUUAUCAUUGUGUUAUUAAUCCUAGCAAUAUUAUUAACCUUAUUCUUGGCUCGAUUUUGUUGUUGUUGUGCAAGACGCAUCAAAGAUGAGGAUGAAAUGUAUCAGACAGGCACGAUAGGAGGAUCGAGAAAAAUAUUAAUUGCAACUCCCACACUCGAACGAAUCUAUGGAACACCGGGAGAUGCUAUUUAUAGCACUCCGUAUUCCGGAACUCCACUUCCACCCCCACAUUUGCCUGGUUUAAAGCCAGAAAUAUAUCCCGGGUCAUUACGAAGCUCAUCCAAGACCGCUACACCGGCAUCCAUUCAGAAACAUCGGAUAUUACCAUUGCAUUCCCCGAUUUCACGCGGUAUAUCUCCCAGCGGUACAUUAGUCAUCGGUCGAAUCAAUAGUAACAAAGUUGAUGAUUCAACUCAGACAAAUGGUAUUGCAUCAUUAGAAGAUAUAUUGAAAGAAAAACGACAGGAAUCUCCGAUUCAAGGAAGUACUCCGAUGAAGUCAGGUGGUAAUAUAUUGCUACCGCGAAUGGCUGAAACUUCCAGUGGUCAACGGUCUAUUGGUUAUCCGGAAUCAGAUUUAUCAUUCUUGGAUCCAAAACGGAAGCAAGAAGUGCAAACAUGUACCGAUUUUAUUUACUAA